AUGCACUUCUCCAAGGCUGGGAUCUUGACCAUAUUGGCGGCCCUGCCCAGCACCCUUGCCUGCCUCGGCUAUGAGGGCGGUGUUCCUACUGCUACAUCCACCAAGACCAACAGCAACUAUAUCGAGGUCAAAGCCGGCCAGGUCUACGAUGGCGGUUGGGCUAGAUUCGAUCGUGGCUCCGGUGCCUGUAAUAGCGGUGAAGGGGGCCAAGCUGAUGCUGUUUUCUUGCUUCGUCGUGGUGCAACUCUGAAAAACGCCAUUAUUGGCAAGAACCAGAAAGAGGGUGUCCACUGUGACGGUCCUUGCACCCUUGAGUUUGUCUGGUUCGAAGAUGUCUGCGAGGACGCCAUCUCAGUUAAAAAUGACAAGGCUGGUGAUCACACCUGGAUUAUUGGCGGCGGUGCCUAUAAGGCUGGCGACAAGAUCAUCCAGCACAAUGGCUGUGGUACCGUGAACAUCAUCAACUUCUACGCCAACGACUAUGGCAAGGUCUACCGCUCUUGUGGCAAUUGCAGCAGUCAGUGCAAGCGCAACGUCUACGUCGAGGGCGUUACGGCGUACGGUGGUGGCGAGAUUGUGGGUAUCAACUCUAACUACGGUGAUACCGCCACCCUCAAGAACGUCUGCACCGAUGCCAAGGUCAAAUGCCAGAUGUACAAUGGAUGCGCUGGUGGCUGCGAGCCCAGCAAGUCCGGCGUCUGCUCCGGGUAA
Messenger RNA from Colletotrichum spaethianum, 711 nucleotides. RefSeq names its product putative pectin lyase A. NCBI's taxonomy places the organism in Eukaryota, Fungi, Ascomycota, Sordariomycetes, Glomerellales, Glomerellaceae. Gene Ontology annotation, biological process: pectin catabolic process. Gene Ontology annotation, molecular function: pectate lyase activity. Bases 1 to 711 code for a protein of 236 amino acids. The transcript has 5 exons. Gene Ontology annotation, cellular component: extracellular region. The record is from RefSeq and is a predicted model, not a curated record.